GGGCCAUUGGUACGAUGUACAUGAUGCGUCUCUGCCACACAUACAAACAAUUACGGUAGCUUCAUAGCUUCAAUAUCGAAGGAAAAAUUGUGUGGUCAAUGUAAAAAUUCAGUCUAAAUCAAUUUCGCAAUGCGAGUAGUCGCAAAACCAUAAAAUCAAAAUCCAUUUAUGCAUAUAGUUCUUUUUUUCAGUCGGAAUGUUUAUAGUGGCGUUUUAAGAAAUAUAUAUUGUAUAAUUUAUUGUGUGGAGUUCAAUAAAAAACGUAAACAAUUGUCAACGAAGAAACAGUUCUUAAUUUGUGUGUUUCCUACGAAAAUAUUUUUACUGCUUAAACGAAAGGCAAACGGGAAACAAAAAUGAAAAUAACACAACAGAGCAGAGUGCAACAAAUUAAUGAAGUGACGAUUCCAUAGACAAAAGUAAAAUUAAAAUAAACAGAUAAUUUUAUACGUAUUCGUCUAUAUUCUCUUCUAUGUGCAUUAUUUCUUGUUUAGUGAAAAUAAUUUUGCGAAAUUAUUUCCGCUGGAGUAGUGUAAAAAUACAACUUACUUUUUCUGUAUUAUCUGAAAAAUAUACUGAAUUUACAAAGACAAAAUAAAAACAGCUACAAAAUUGGAUAUAUUACGAAAAUUCAUAAGUGCCAAAUAAAGUAUAACUAUCGCGGUAGAUGAAAUAAAAAAACACACACACACACACAAAAAAAACAUAUUAAGCACAAACUAAGAAAAAAAUGUUUGGAGAAAAAUUUAAAAACCAAAAAUGAAAAAUUGAACAUGGCGCAUCCAGACCUUGUCAGUAAUUUUGGUUUAACUAUAAACGCCAAAGCCUGAGAUAUUUGCAAAGAUGAAUAACUUUCAAGUAACUAAAAAAAAAGAUCAAUCAAACGAUAUAAAAACAAUACAAGGAACAAUACAAGAAGCUUUCGCUAAUUUGCCAAAUUUUAACGAAAUAAAUCAAGAACUAAACAAACUAGCAGAAUUAUUCAAACAACAACAACAACAACAACAACAACAACAACAACAAGUAGAUCAAAAGUUUCAAAACUUAUCAAAGGAAUUAGAAGGAGUAAGCCAGGGAAUUCACAAGACUUUGGCAAAUUUUGUUGUAUUUAAACAAGAACUACAAAAACAAAACACAACCCUAGCAGCAUUAUACGAACAACUACAACAACGACAACAACAACAACAACAACAACAAGAAGAAGAAGAAGAACUUAAGCAUAAACAACUACAAGAACAACAAGAUCAAAAGUAUAAAGAAAUAUUAAAAGCUCUACAAGAACAACAAGAUCAAAAGUAUAAGGAACUACUACAACAACAAGACCAAAAGUAUAAAGAACUAUUAAGCGUAAUACUAGAUCGACUACCACAAAAAUCCGAACAAUAACAACCCCAAGAAGGAGAACCCAAAAAAAAAGACACCGAAAAUGAAUGAAGCAUUCGGAGCAACGUCAGCCACCAUUGCAAAAGAAGGCUGGCUAUACAAGCGCGGCGAACACAUCAAAAAUUGGCGACCAAGAUAUUUCAUUUUACGUGACGAUGGUUCCCUAAUGGGCUACAAAUCGAAACCAGAUGGAACAAAUUCCGUUGAACAGCUAAAUAAUUUCACUGUCAGAGGCUGUCAAAUAAUGAGUGUAGAUCGUCCAAAACCAUACACAUUCAUUAUACGUGGAUUACAAUGGGCAAACGUCAUCGAAAGAACAUUUCAUGUGGAAAGUGAACAAGAACGACAACAGUGGAUGGAAGCCAUUCGAUAUGUGGCAAAUCGUCUCAGUGAAAUGUGUGAGACAGCGAUGUCACCAUUCAGCUCAACAGAUAUGACUGACGUAGAUAUGGCCUCUAUAGCUGAAGACGAACUUUCUGAAAAGUUUUCCGUUCAGGGAAUUGCGACUGGUAAAACAAGCGGAAAAACUAAAAUUACUCUGGAAAACUUUGAAUUUUUAAAAGUCUUGGGUAAAGGAACAUUCGGUAAAGUGAUUUUGUGUCGUGAAAAGUCCACUGAGACUCUUUAUGCCAUUAAAAUGUUGAAGAAAGAUGUAGUCAUACAAAAAGAUGAAGUCGAACACACACUAACUGAAAAUCGAGUAUUGCGAUCAACAAAACAUCCUUUCAUUAUUUCGCUAAAAUAUUCAUUUCAAACGUUACAUCGUUUGUGCCUUGUGAUGCAAUAUGUGAAUGGUGGAGAGCUAUUCUUUCACUUGAGUCGUGAGCGUGUAUUUACAGAAGAUCGAACCCGCUUUUAUGGUGCUGAGAUAAUCUGUGCAUUGGGCUAUUUGCAUUCGCAAGGGAUCAUUUAUCGAGAUUUAAAAUUGGAAAAUCUAUUGCUUGACAAAGAUGGUCAUAUAAAAAUUGCCGAUUUUGGUUUGUGCAAAGAGGAAAUAACAUAUGGUUCAACAACGAAAACAUUUUGUGGUACUCCUGAGUAUUUGGCUCCCGAAGUAUUAGAAGACAAUGAUUAUGGAUUGGCGGUUGAUUGGUGGGGAACUGGAGUUGUUAUGUAUGAAAUGAUGUGUGGACGCUUGCCAUUUUAUAAUCGCGACCACGAUAUCUUAUUUUCAUUGAUUUUAGUCGAAGAAGUGAAAUUCCCACGAAAUUUGUCACUGGAAGCUCGCGGUCUGUUAAGUGGAUUGUUAGCGAAAGCACCGAAAGAUAGACUUGGCGGUGGACCGGAUGAUGUCAAAGAAAUUAUGGCUCAUGCGUUCUUUGCCUCAAUUAAUUGGAAAGAAUUAGAAAAUAAGAAAAUUACGCCACCGUUCAAGCCCCAAGUCACUAAUGACACCGACACCAGAUAUUUUGACUCAGAAUUUACCGGUGAAAGCGUCGAACUUACGCCACCCGACAAUUCAGGACCAUUGGGUGCAAUUCAAGAAGAACCGUAUUUUUCACAAUUCAGUUACCAGGACUCUGCAUCAACACUUGGCACAUCGGUGCAUUUUUGUAGCUCAGCUACCGGCACCGGUAUUCUAAUGCAAUAGAUCUGUUAAACACUUUUUUUUUUCAACAAAAUUUUCAAUGUCAUUCGAAUUGUUGCUGCAUAAUUUCGGAAUGGAUAUGGAUUUACUAAGCUGAGAGUGCCUCAUUGCCAUUUUGGUUCCAAAUCGAAUGACAAUUGCACCAAAACUUUUUAGACGAGAAACUCAUCACGGCAAGCAAAUAUAAGGCAUCCAGUCAAUUCUACAUACCGAAAAAAAGAGGAGAUACCAAGCGCCUGCCCGAUCAAGACUCUUUUUAUACAAGAGAUAGUGAAUCCCAUCACCAUCACAAUCAUAUAUCAUCAAGAAAUAACUACAAAGAAAUCCUAUAUACACACACGCAAACAAACAAACACACACUUCCAAAAGUGCUAAUAUAAAUUAAUUUUAAGUGAGAUAACAAUGAUAAUUUAGCUUGGAAAAUUUAUUAUUUGAAAGAUAGAAACAAGGAUUGAUUCAUCGACUACUCAUAAGAAAUGGAAUUUUGUCUUAAUGUUGACUUCAACCUUAAGUUUAGAAGAAGAAAAAUACAAAUUUAUAGAAAUUAUCAGAUACGUUUGUCAAAAUGUCACUGUCAAUAAAUAGUUAGUUAUUCUA
Contarinia nasturtii (swede midge) is the source of this 3568-nucleotide messenger RNA. Its product is annotated as RAC serine/threonine-protein kinase-like. The transcript has 12 exons. The record is from RefSeq and is a predicted model, not a curated record. Gene Ontology annotation, molecular function: protein serine/threonine kinase activity; ATP binding. NCBI's taxonomy places the organism in Eukaryota, Metazoa, Arthropoda, Insecta, Diptera, Cecidomyiidae. Gene Ontology annotation, biological process: protein phosphorylation. The coding region runs from base 1427 to 2974 and encodes 515 amino acids.